AUGGCUGUAAGCAAAACCCAUUACAAUGCGGAAACAAAAAUCUGGCGAGGACCAAUAUCAGAAUCACGUUAUACCUUAGAAGAUUCAAUUGGAGCAGUUGUAUUGGACGCAAUGCAUCAGUAUCCUGAUCAUGUAGUACAGCUCUGCCAUCAAAGUGGCAAGGAAAUUACCAACAAACAAAUGGCCGAGCUGGCCUGCAGUGUGGCAAUUAAUUUUAGCAAAUUAAAUUUACAACAAACUGAUGUUGUUGGUGUGUGUUCAGGCAAUUGUGAUUACGUAGCACCGUUUUGUGAUGGUGUUGUCUAUGACAAAAUACGCCAAUGUUUAGUGGAGAGCGGUCUUGAAAAUACUCCUAUCUAUACGGUAUGUAAUCAUAUUGAGGGUGUGCCAACUGUUAUGGAACUAUUGAACGAAAAGAAUGUGGAUGAAGUUUUUAAGCUACCACCACUUAAACAUGGCGCCCGACAGGAUGCAUUUUAUUUGUGUACCUCAGGAUCAACAAAUCUACCCAAUGUGGUGCGCAUGUCCCACUAUGCUAUUCUCUACCGGAUGGGUGUCCAUCGCCGUUCUGCCAAGCUCCUUGUAUUUAGUGGCGUCUUUUGGUUCAUGGGUAUUGUAAAUACCCAAAAAACUCGUGUUAUAACGGAAAAUCCAUUUUCACCCCAGGCUUUUUGUGAAAUUGUCCAAAAACAUAAAAUAGAAAUUGCCGCCUGUUCGCCAUCCCACAUCCCCUUGUGUUUGUCCUGUCCCGAAAUAUUGGCGGCCAGCGAUUUGACCAGUCUUAAAACUUUAUUUGUCGCCGGCAAAACACUACCCUAUUCUUUGGUAUCCAAAUUCAAAGAAUAUGCCGUGAAUUGUGAAUUUCCCAUUGUGUACGGCAUGACGGAGUUAUGUGGUGCUGUAAGCCGCGGCAUAUUGGAUGCCAGCAAUAAAGUAGGCCAAUUGGUCCACAAUGUAGAAGUUCGCAUUGUAAGUGAUAAUGGAGAGAAUUUGGGACCCAAUGAAACGGGAGAAAUUUACAUACGUACCAAAUAUGCCAGCUCAGGAUAUUAUUGUAAUCCGGAAGCUUCACGCUUAACCUACAUUGAAGAUGGUUGGAUACGUAGCGGUGAUAUCGGCUAUUUCAACGACGAAGGAAAUUUCUACGUGGUGGAUCGUCGCAAAGACAUUCUAAAAUAUAAUAAUUUCCAUUUUUCACCCACCGCUAUUGAAACUGUGAUCUAUGAAAUUCCGGACGUUGCCGAAGUUUGUGUUGUCGGUAUUCCAGAUAUUACUUACGAUAGUUUGCCUGCAGCUGCAAUUGUAAAGAGACAGGGUGCAAAUAUUACUGAAGCCGACGUCAGUCAAUAUGUUGCAAAGCGUAUGCAACACUUUGAAAAUUUAGACGGUGGGGUUUAUUUCUUCGACAAAUUGCCGCUAACGGCUUCUGGUAAAGUUUUGCGGAAAGAUGUUACGGACCUGUGUGCUAAAUUAAGAAAUAAGCAAUAA
Molecule: messenger RNA, 1488 nt
Organism: Musca vetustissima
Lineage: Eukaryota; Metazoa; Arthropoda; Insecta; Diptera; Muscidae
Exons: 5
Coding region: 1-1488 (495 amino acids)
Biological process (GO): long-chain fatty acid metabolic process; fatty-acyl-CoA biosynthetic process
Molecular function (GO): long-chain fatty acid-CoA ligase activity
Source: RefSeq, a predicted model, not a curated record